Passer domesticus (house sparrow) is the source of this 2676-nucleotide messenger RNA. Its product is annotated as protocadherin gamma-B5-like. Gene Ontology annotation, cellular component: plasma membrane. The transcript has a single exon. The coding region runs from base 163 to 2676 and encodes 837 amino acids. The record is from RefSeq and is a predicted model, not a curated record. Gene Ontology annotation, biological process: homophilic cell-cell adhesion. NCBI's taxonomy places the organism in Eukaryota, Metazoa, Chordata, Aves, Passeriformes, Passeridae. Gene Ontology annotation, molecular function: calcium ion binding.
CGCACUGCGCAGAGCAGAGAGAAAAGCAGGAACAGCUCGACUCAGCCCGUCCUCCGACCGGCAACAGCGAUUUCUUCUAUUUAUUUCUCUCGAAUACUGCUUCAGCUACCCGGAAAGGCUAAUUUUUACCCGUCCACAGAAUACCCUUCAGGCAAGCACGGAAUGGAGGUCAGAUCGGCAGCGCAGGGCUGGGUAGGCGCUGGGCGGGUCGCGCUGCUGGCCGCGGUGCUGCUGUGCGUGUGGGGCCGGGCGGCGGCCGAGCGGGUCCGCUACGCCAUCCCCGAGGAGCUGGGCAGAGGCUCGCUCGUGGGGCCGCUGGCGCGGGACUUGGGGCUCAGCGCGGACGAGCUGCCGGCGCGCAAGCUGCGGAUCGUCACCAGCGACGAAAAGCAGUACUUCACUCUCGAGGAAGAUAAUACAAACCUGCGUGUAAAUGGCAGGAUAGACCGAGAGAGCAUCUGCGGGGCCAUGUCACCCUGUGUCCUCAGUUUGGAAGCAGUUGUGGAAAACCCUUUCGACAUAUUUCAUGUGAGUGUUACUAUUCAGGAUAUCAAUGACAAUGCGCCGCAGUUUGACAGAGAAUUUGUUACCAUAGAAAUUAUCGAGUCGACGCCUCCUGGUACCAGGUUCCCACUGAACAGUGGUAGAGACCCCGACAUUGGAGUGAAUUCUUUACAAAACUACGAACUUACUCCCAACCCACUCUUCUCCCUUUUAGUGAAGGAGAGCCCUGAUGGGACAAAACAUGCGGAAUUGGUACUGGAGAAAUUCUUAGAUCGAGAAAAACAGAGAAAUCACCAUUUGAUAUUGACGGCAGUGGAUGGUGGCGAUCCAGUCCGAUCUGGGACCGCCCAGAUUAAGAUUAAUGUGACCGACGCAAAUGACAACCCGCCAGUAUUCACCAAAGAAAUCUACACAGUUCGACUGGUGGAAAACCUGCCAGAGGGGUCUCUAGCAUUUCAGGUGAAAGCUACUGACAAUGACGAAGGUACAAAUGCAGAAAUUACCUACUCCUUCAGCGAAAUAUCAAAAAGUAUCCGCCAGCACUUCACUCUGGACCCUAGGACAGGGGACGUGAAGGUUACAGGACCCUUAGAUUAUGAAGAAAGGAAAUACUACGAAAUGAGUGUUGAAGGAAGGGAUGGGGGCGGGUUGACAGCACACGCCAAAGUACACAUAGACAUUAUAGACGUAAACGACCAUGCACCAACACUUUCUCUCCUGCCUAUUUUGAACCCAAUACCCGAAGACUCAGUCCCGAGCACAGUUGUAGCUGUGAUUAAUGUCCGCGACAGAGAUUCGGGAGAAAACGGAGAGGUGAGCUGUAAAAUGAAGGGAAAUUUGCCUUUCAAAUUAGAAAUUUCAUCGGAGAACACAUACAAACUAAUAAUAGACAGUGCCCUGGACAGAGAAAACGUCUCCGCUUACAAUAUCACCAUCACUGCCACGGACCGGGGCAAGCCGGCGCUGUGGAGCAGCAGGGAGCUGGUGCUGGAGGUGUCGGACGUGAACGACAACGCGCCGGUGUUCGAGGAGGCGGCGUACAGCGCGUACGUGGCGGAGAACAACGCGGCGGGCGCGCUGGUGCUGCGCGUGCAGGCGCGGGACGCGGACGCGGGCGCCAACGGGCGCGUGAGCUACUGGCUGGCGGGCGGCAGCGCGGGCGCGGCGGGUGCGGCGCCGCUCGUGUCGGUGGAGGCGCGGAGCGGCGCGCUGUACGCGCAGCGCUCCCUGGACUACGAGCAGUGCCGCGAGUUCACGGUGGCCGUGCGGGCGCAGGACGGCGGCUCGCCGGCGCGCAGCUCCACGGCCACGGUGCGCGUCUUCGUGCUGGACCGCAACGACAACGCGCCCAGGGUGCUGUGGCCGGCGGCGGCGGCGGCGGCGGGAGAGGCGGCGGGAGGGGCGGCGACGCCUUUCGAGGUGGUGCCGCGUUCGGCCGAGGCCGGCUACCUGGUGGCCAAGGUGGUGGCGGUGGACGCGGACGCGGGGCGCAACGCGUGGCUGUCGUACGAGCUGGUGCAGGCGUCGGAGCCGGCGCUGUUCCGCGUGGGGCUGCACAGCGGCGAGGUGCGCACGGCGCGCGCCGUGUCCGAGCGGGACGCGGCCAAGCAGCGUGUGGUGGCCGUGGUGAAGGACCACGGGCAGCCGGCGCUGUCGGCCACGGCCACGCUGCACGUGGUGCUGGCCGAGAGCUUGCAGGAGGCGCUGCCGGAGCUGAGCGAGCGGCCGGCGGGCGCCGAGGAGGAGGCGGCGGCGGCGGCCGAGCUGCAGUUCUACCUGGUGCUGGCGCUGGCGCUGCUGUCGGCGCUCUUGGUGCUGAGCGUGGCGCUGGCCGUGCUGGCGCGGCUGCGCCGGGCCGGGCCGCCCGCCGUGCUGCGCUGCCUGGGCGCGCAGCGCUUCUCGCUGGCCGGCGCCGCCUUCCCGGCCGACUUCUGCGAGGGCACCUUGCCCUACUCCUACAACCUGUGCGUGGCGGCGCCGGCCCGCGCCGUGCCCGAGGCCGCUUGGCCGCCGCCGCCGCCGCCGGUGCCCGUCCUGUCGGCGGAGGAACUGCUGGGCGGCGAUUCCUGCGAGAAGCCGAGCUCCAACUGCAGCGCUAUCGAGGGAGAAGUGUCUGCCCAACCCGACCUACCGCAGGUCUGUAAAACCGUAAGCACCUGCUGUUCUCCUUGA